CGCCCAGUCGUCAAACCAAGCCUCACGCGCAGCUUCGCCUUCCACUUUUCCGUGACUUGCCUGUUCCAACUUUUUCAACAUUCCACAAUCAUCGCCAACCGGGCCCAUCAAACCGACCAGUAAACAAGAUGCCCGUGGUAAAAGGAGGUGUAUGGACGAACAUCGAAGAUGAAAUUCUCAAGGCGUCCGUCAGCAAGUACGGGCUGAACCAGUGGGCGCGUGUCUCGUCGCUCUUGGCCCGGAAAACACCAAAACAGUGCAAGGCAAGAUGGAACGAGUGGCUCGACCCCAGCAUCAAGAAGAUCGAGUGGAGCAAGGAGGAGGAUGAAAAGUUGUUACAUUUGGCAAAGUUGAUGCCCACGCAAUGGCGCACCAUCGCCCCGAUUGUCGGCCGCACUGCCAACCAGUGUCUCGAACGCUACCAGAAGCUCCUCGACGAAGCCGAACAACGAGAAGCCUCGUCCCUCGGUCUGACCGGUCCCGAUGGAGGAGAAGCCCAGGCACCAUCCGCCGAUGAUGUUCGUCGUUUACGCCCUGGCGAGGUGGAUCCCGAUCCUGAAACGAAGCCUGCCCGACCCGACACCAUCGAUCUCGACGAGGACGAGAAGGAAAUGCUGAGCGAGGCGCGCGCCCGUCUUGCCAAUACACAGGGCAAGAAGGCCAAGCGCAAGGCCCGUGAACGACAGCAGGAGGAGUCCAGACGGCUGGCAGCGCUUCAGAAACGACGAGAGCUGAAAACGGCCGGCAUCAACAUCAAAGUGACAACAAGGAAGAAGGGGCAGAUGGACUAUAAUGCCGAUAUUCCGUUCGAAAAGAAGGCUGUCCCUGGAUUCUACGAUACGACUGAGGAGAUUGCGCGCAACGAGUGGCAGCGAGCCCAUUUUGACCCCAAGAAGCAGCAAGUUGGCAACAAGCGGAAGGGGGAGGGCGAUGAGGAGGGUGAAAGGAAGCGAAAAAAGAAUGAGGGGCCCUCGCAGUCGAUGCAGGCAGCGCUCAAGGCUGGUCAGAUGCAGAAGAUGCGCGAGGCAGAGCAGAGCAGCAAGAGGAGAGCGCUAGUGCUUCCAGCCCCUCAGGUUGGCGAGAGUGAGUUGGAGGAAAUCGUCAAGAUGGGCAUGAUCGGAGAAAGGGCAAGCAUGAUGGCUCGCGAGAGCGACAAUGAUGCCACCCGCGGCUUGGUUGGCAACUACACAACGCUCAACACCAACGCGCCGAUCAGAACACCUCGAGCUCCCGCGCAAGAAGACCACAUCGCGAACGAGAUCCGGAACAUUAGAGCCUUGACUGAGACGCAGUCAUCUCUGUUGGGUGGUGAGAACACCCCUCUCCAUGAGGGUGCAGGUUCAACCGGGUUCGAAUCGGUAGCGCCACGGAGGCAGGUGAUAGUCACGGAAAACCCGCUGGCAACCCCUUUCCGGUCGGUCGCGAAUGGGGUCGGCGCUACUCCAGCCAGGGUUGGCCAAACUCCUCAUCGCACGCCUCGCGAUAGCUUCGCGCUGAACGCCAACGAUGAUGAAAUGUCCAUGGUUGGAGGAACCCCUAACGACGCCAGACUGCGCGAUCUAUCUCUCCGACACCAACUCAAGGAGAGACUUGCCGCCCUUCCCAAACCCAAGGAAACUGAUUGGGAAUUGGAACUGCCGGAUGAGCAACAGGAGCCGGCUGUUGCGCAGGAGACGGAGGAGGAUGCGGCAGAGCGAGAUCGCAGAGAGCGGCAGAUCCGCGAAGCCCGCGAGUACUUGGAGCGCAAGAGACGGACCCAGGUCAUGCAAAGGGACUUGCCAAGGCCAGUAUAUGUAGACUGGAAAGCUACAUUCGCAGAGCUGAGCAAGAGUGACGAGAGUGAGGUGGAGAAGCUGGUGGCGAAGGAAGCAGCCCUGUUGAUGGCACAUGAUGCGACCAAAUACCCACUUCCAGGGGCGCCACCAAACGUGAAGCCGGUGGAUAUCGCCCGUUUGGAAGAUGAUUCUCUAGAAGAGGCUCGCCUUCAGAUUCUCAUGGAGAUGAGGGAAAAGCCGAAGCCGGAGGCUGUCCAGGCAGUGUACAACAGGAACAAUACCAACGCCCUGUUGCUGGGUCUUGGGUGCUAUGACGAUGAGGAUGACAGCGAGGAGGAGCAAAAUAUUGCCAUCAUGCGAUCGGCACUGGACACUGCUAUCGACGCCUUGAUUGCUUCCGCAGAGAAGGGCAAUAAACUGGAAAAGAAGUUGAAUCUGCACUUGGGCGGGUACAAGAACCGGGCCGGGAUGCUGCGCAAGAAGAUUGGGGAGGCCCACGAGGCUUUGGAAAAGGCCAGGGCUGCGCUGAGUGGGUUCAAGGUCCUGCAAACAUCAGAGGAGGCCGCGAUUCAAAGACGUCUUGGAGCUCUCAGGGCCGAGGUUGCAUUUGUCAGCACCAGGGAGAGAGAGGCACAGGAGCAGUACCGGAAGAUGAGAGCUGAGCUAGAGGAGCUGACUCUGAAUGGAGGGAGGAUCAAUGGGCAUUAGAAGAUGGACCACAGCAAGACAAUAAUGUAUAGAUAACAGGCAUAUCAGCAUGUGUCAUGGCCAUGAGACAAGACGCGACUCAAAACGGAGUUUCCAUAGUAUCAUCUGUUGGGUUAGGGUUGGGCAAAAAUGAAAUGCAGGGGCAUGCAAUGAGCAGAUUAAGAGACGAGCUUAAACACUC
This is a messenger RNA of Podospora bellae-mahoneyi, 2664 nucleotides long. It is a transcript of the gene CEF1, whose product is annotated as Pre-mRNA-splicing factor cef1. Gene Ontology annotation, biological process: mRNA splicing, via spliceosome. The record is from RefSeq and is a predicted model, not a curated record. Lineage: Eukaryota; Fungi; Ascomycota; Sordariomycetes; Sordariales; Podosporaceae. Gene Ontology annotation, cellular component: Prp19 complex; spliceosomal complex. The transcript has 2 exons. Bases 129 to 2483 code for a protein of 784 amino acids.